Molecule: messenger RNA, 3473 nt
Organism: Athene cunicularia (burrowing owl)
Lineage: Eukaryota; Metazoa; Chordata; Aves; Strigiformes; Strigidae
Gene: SASS6
Product: SAS-6 centriolar assembly protein
Exons: 17
Coding region: 12-1934 (640 amino acids)
Biological process (GO): centriole replication
Cellular component (GO): centrosome; centriole
Source: RefSeq, a predicted model, not a curated record
CGAAGCGCAAGAUGGCGGCGGAGAGCAUGUUCAACCAGCCGGUGUGUGUGCAAGUGAGGUGCCAGGGCUGCGAGGAGAGGAGAUUGAAUGUUCGAGUGAAUAUUGAACUACUGUCAAUUUCUAAUCCUGUUCAUAAAAAGGAUUUAGCUGUUCGAUUGACUGAUGAUACUGAUCCUUUCUUCCUUUAUAACCUUGUCAUAUCUGAGGAAGAUUUUCAAAGUUUAAAAUCCCAGCAAGGUCUCUUGGUAGACUUCUCUGCUUUCCCACAAAAAUUUAUAGAUCUGCUUCAGCAAUGCAUUCAGGAACAGAACAAAGAUAUCCCAAGGUUUUUGCUGCAGUUAGUUUCUUCAGCAUCUGUUCUAGAUCACACACCUGUCUCCUUAAAUGUAGUGGAGACCAACCCUUUUAAACAUCUUACCCACCUCUCUCUAAAAUUCCUACCAGGAAAUGAUGCAGAAAUAAAGAAGUUUUUAGCCAGCUGUUUGAAAUGCCUUAAGGAAGACAAAAUGAUGUUGGAAGAAAAGCUUAGAAAAACUGAAGAGGAUCUUACCAGACAACUGAGCUACACUCAACAGAGCUUGUCAGAGAAGAGCCGAGAGCUAGACAAACUGAAAAAUGAAUGGACAUCAUACACUACAGCUCUAAAUAACAAACACACACAGGAGCUGACAAGUGAAAAGGAAAGAGCUCUCCAGGCACAAGCUCAGUACCAACAACAGCAUGAACAACAGAAAAAGGAAUUAGAAAAUUUGCAUCAGAAAAGUAUUCAACAGUUGCAGAACAGACUCUCGGAACUUGAGGUCAUCAAUAAAGAUCUGACAGAAAGGAGAUACAAAGGAGAUUCCACAGUCAGAGAACUGAAAGCAAAGCUUUCUGGAAUAGAAGAUGAAUGUCAAAGAGCAAAGCAGGAGGUGCUGUCACUGCGUCGAGAGAACACUACUCUGGAUGCUGAAUGUCAUGAAAAAGAGAAACUCAUUAAUCAGCUACAGACACGGGUUGCUGUUCUGGAGCAAGAGAUCAAAGAUAAGGAUCAGCUAGUUCUUAGAACAAAAGAAGUAUUGGAUGCAACACAAGAACAAAAGGUGGUACUGGAAGAGAGUACAGAGAAAAAACAAAGUCAUAUUGAAAAAUUAGAGACAACAAUUAAGUCGCUGUCAUCUGAACUUCUUAAGGCUAAUGAAAUUAUCAAGAAGCUACAAGGAGAUUUGAAAACUCUAAUGAGUAAAUUAAAAUUGAAAAAUACUGUAACAAUUCAACAGGAAAAACUGUUGGCAGAAAAAGAAGAGAGACUUCAGAAAGAGCAGAGAGAAUUGCAGGAAAUGGGACAAUCUCUUCGAAUGAAAGAGCAGGAGGUUUGCAAGCUACAAGAACAGCUAGAAAGUACAGUACAAAAACUAGAAGAAAGUAAGCAGUUACUGAAGACCAAUGAAAAUGUAAUCACAUGGUUAAACAAGCAGCUGAAUGAAAUUCAGAUGGCAAAGAAGCCAGAGACUUCAGCCAGUCCUCAGGGUGGUGUUCGGGCUGCCCUUUCACCUCAUGGCAUGCCUGACCGACCAUCCUUUCCCAGCUCAGGAAUCAGUCAUCCCAUUUCUCCUCUCUAUGCCUUCCAGAACUUUCUAGAACCAGCACACAACAAAAAUGUCAGUUUACAAUGUCCAGUACCAAAGAUUCAGUUUAACCCACAGCUCUCUAAAAUGAAUCGAUGUUCAGAAGUUCAGACUGUGACUGCAACUAGUCAUCCAGCAAACAAAGAGAAUGGUGAUAAUUUGGGGCUGGAAUCAAAGUAUUUCAAGAAAAAAGAUGACAGCAUUCCUUUACAAGGGCUUAGUCAAAAUACACUUAACUCAGAGUAUCUGAAACCGUACAUGUCAACAAAAGCCCAACCGUCACCAAAAGCAGCAGUAACACUGGCCUCCGCUUAUUUUCCUGGAUAGUAGACGGGGUUCUUAACGUAAGAUUCCUCUUUUAACCUUCUGGGGGAUUUUUGGAUGUCCUGUAAUAAUGUAUUAGUAAAGUAUCAGUGUGAAUGGAUGUAAUUUUCUAAGUCUGAAUCUGUUUUCUUUGAGAAAGACAUCUUGACUGACUGGGGUGGCCUUUCAGUGUAUGUGAGCCCAUUCGGUAAAGAUAAAGCUUUAAGCAGCCUCAGCCUUGGUGGGAACAAGACUGUAAGUGAUGUCGCUGAGGCUGUGCAGAAUUUUCUUUUGGUAUAUUGGAGACCCUGUUGUGUUCCUAAACCCCCCUCGAAGUGCAGACUUUUAUUAUAGGAACUGACAGGUGUGUGGAUGAAGUGUGCUCUAGCAUUCCCUGAGAGAGAUUUCUCUGAAUGCUUUUCCUGACUCCUUUCAGAGAAAGGAUGAUACAGAUAGAAAGCACUGGAGAACUGGGUUGGGUGAUGCUGUCAAUUUUGGUAAUAGUCAAGCUCAUAAGUUCGCAUGACUUGCCUCACUAAUCCUCCCUUACAGUUUUAAUUUUAAAAACUUGCAUUUUGGAACCAACUUGUUGGAAUUGUGCAUAGACUAAGAAAUAACCUAAUUAAAGAAAUUAUUUCACUGAAGGUAUAAAAUUAGAAUUUCUCCCUCUUGGUUCCCCUAACUUUUCUGUGAAUCUGUCAGUAUUACGUUCCCCAGGUCACUGUGUGCAAAACAUUGUAAGAUGAAAUAUCUGAACAGGUAAUUGACAGUAUCACAACAUCUAAAAGCUAUUUUAUUUUUACUAAUCAUACUUUACAACUGAAAGAGUGUACAGAAAUGUAAGAUAUUUUGACACUCAAGCUUAGGUACACUGAGUCUAUUCAGCCUGUUUUACUACCCAGGUUCAAAGGCUAGAAUUGUGUAACUACAGCAUUCUGUGCCAUCUUUGAUUUGGUGAAGUAUUUGUAACAUACAAAAUAGUAAUUUAAAGUCUAUUUACAGACUUUUACUGUUAAAGAUAUUUCAGACCUUUUACCUUGGUUAAGUGGUUUGUUUUGCUGUGCAAAAUGUGUACAUUUGUUUAUAAAUCAGCACCAUGGUAAUUAAUGUAUAUUCACUUGUUUGGGCAUGUGUGAGUUUCAAUGGAAAUAUUAAAUGGUUUUUAUCAAAGACUAAGUGAUGUUGUAAGGGUACUAAACCACCCUCUCCCCUGUACUGAAACCCCAAGACGAAGUAAGUGCCAGAAGGGUACUGUUUUCUUCACCUUACCUUUUUCUGGAGUUUUCUUCCCAGUGUCUUCCUUUCCUCAUGCAAGGCCAUGCUCUGGGACCAGCACUGUGGUGCACGUACAAUCCCCUGGUGGCACCAACCCCCUUCUAAAGGUCUGUGCUUAUGCUACUAUUUACAGUUAAGUUUUAGUAGAUGUAAAUUAAUGUGAACUCUGUCUGCUUCUCUCAAAGUACACAGAAUCUGCUGUCAAACAGGAAGCUGAUGAUUGAAAUGCAGCAGCUUUCCAGAUGUCCCAGUCCUAUUCAAAUCUAAAGCAAGACAAGGGUGGUGGCU